Messenger RNA from Cloeon dipterum, 5285 nucleotides. It is a transcript of the gene dop, whose product is annotated as microtubule-associated serine/threonine (MAST) protein kinase dop. The transcript has 20 exons. NCBI's taxonomy places the organism in Eukaryota, Metazoa, Arthropoda, Insecta, Ephemeroptera, Baetidae. Gene Ontology annotation, biological process: peptidyl-serine phosphorylation; intracellular signal transduction. The record is from RefSeq and is a predicted model, not a curated record. Gene Ontology annotation, molecular function: protein binding; ATP binding; protein serine/threonine kinase activity. Bases 212 to 4906 code for a protein of 1564 amino acids.
GAAAAGUGUGCGUUGGCUUGCAGCUGCGGCGAUUUCGACGGCGGGGAAGCGAGGCCGAGUGGGGCCGUCGACUCGUCGACUCGGCGUUUCAGUCUGUCAGUCCGUCAGAUGUUGUGCGCUCGGCAAUGGCGGUGAUCGGGCCAUGUGAGGCGGCCCCUGGACCCACGCAGCAUCCCCAGCCCCUUCGCUAGAGAGAACGGAGGCCCUCAGCAUGGCGGCGGCGACGACCAACAAAGCGCGGCGCCACUCGGACACGGACAACGGGGCCCUCCUGCGCACCCCGCUCAAAAUGCACGCGACGCCAGGUCGUGAGAUGUCGAACCUCAUCAAAAUGCGACAGUCAGCUUUAGGCAAGUCUGAGCCUUUGCUGUCCGACUCGAUGCGGUCGCCGCCGUGCCCGUCCAGUUGCCGAGGCAGUUGCUCCCAGUUGCCCCUCGUGGGGCUGCCGCUGAGCAGGCAGCAUGUGAUCGGACGCAUGUCCGCCAGCGAGGAGAGCGUCAUGGCCGCCCACCUGCACCCGCACCACCACCUCCAUCACGCGCAGCACCACCACCACCAUCACCGGGCGGCCGAGGGUGCGGCCAGGCCGCCCGGCGCCACCGCCGGGCCGCUCGCCUCGGUGAUGCUGCGCCAGGGCAUGUCCCGCAGCAUCAGCGACUCCAACUUCAAGCAGCCGCGGCCCAACCUGACCCUGCCGUUGCCCUCCGUCACCUCCCUGAUGCAGUUCAAGAAGGAGCUUAGUUUGUCCCGGCGGAGUAGCCGCGUGGUGCAUCGAAAGAGCCUGAUUGCCACGACGUCGCCCACGCUGCCUCGCUCCCAGUCUCCGGUCGCAGGGAGUCCGCUGGAGAGCCCGAGAAUCUCUCCGAGCCAGCAUUUUGCCUUUGUCCCGGUGAAACGGAGCGACGGGCGCCGAUGGUCGGUGGCUUCGCUGCCGUCCUCGGGCUAUGGCACGACGCCGGGCAGCUCCAACGUGUCGUCGCAGUGCUCAAGCCAAGAGCGGCUGCACCAGCUGCCCAACGUGCCCACCACCGACGAGCUUCACAUGCUGUCCAGGCACUUUUCGUCCAACGAUUCCAACCCCAGCUUGGACGAAGAAGCUGGACGCAGAUCUCCCCACAUGAGGCCUCGUUCCAGAAGUCUCAGCAGUCCGAUCCGAACCCCUGUGAUGGACAACGAAAUCGUUUUGAUGAACACGCUGUACAAGGAGCGCUUCCCGAAAGCCACGCAGCAAAUGGAGGAGCGCUUGGGAAGCUUCAUCAACGAGAACAAAUCGUGGGAGGUGGGCAGUGAGGGCCUGACGGAGGACAUUCCGUCGGAUUCAGUGCCCAUUGUUCGAUUCGUGCACCACCAGGUCGUCGAGUUGGCCAGAGACUGCCUCCAGAAGUCAGAGGACCGACUCAUCACCAGCCGAUACUUCUACGAGAUGUCCGAGAACUUGGAAAAGUUGCUCAGCGAGACGAGAGAAAAGUCUCCAGCAGCUGUCGGUGUUUUGACCGGACUGAUUAAGAAGCUGCUGUUGGUUGUGUCACGGCCGGCGCGUCUGCUUGAGUGCCUCGAGUUUGACCCAGAAGAGUUCUACCACCUUUUGGAGCAGGCCGAGGGUCAGGCGAAAAACUCUCAAGAAAUCAAGACUGACAUUCCGCAGUAUAUCAUCAGCAAGCUCGGACUUAACAGGGACCCCAUAGCUGAGCUUCAGGAAGACCUGGAUCAGCUGGAGAGCACCUGCAGCUCGCCAGACAGAAGAAACCCUGCGAACGCCGAGUCUGGGAAUAAAAAGGAGGAGAGCAAGGAUCCGCAGCAAAAGUUGCCUUCGGAGGACGAUUUCGAUGUGUCGAAACUGAUAUCGAACGGAGCGUAUGGCGCUGUGUAUUUGGUUAGGCAUAAGGAGACGCGGCAGAGGUUUGCCAUGAAGAAAAUCAACAAGAACAACCUCAUUCUAAGAAACCAGGUGGAUCAAGUGUUUGCUGAGAGGGACAUAAUGAGCUUCACCGAUAACCCCUUCGUGGUCAGCAUGCUCUGCAGCUUUGAGACAAAGAAACACCUGUGCUUGGUGAUGGAGUACGUCGAAGGUGGAGACUGCGCCACGCUGCUCAAAAACAUCGGGGCCCUGCCUCCGGACACGGCCAGGUUGUACUUUGCGGAAACCGUGCUGGCGGUGGAGUACUUGCACAGCUAUGGAAUCGUCCAUAGAGAUCUCAAACCUGAUAACUUACUUAUCACUGCCCUCGGUCAUAUCAAGCUCACCGACUUUGGCCUCAGCAAAAUGGGUCUUAUGUCCUUGGCGACGAAUCUGUACGAAGACUAUAUCGAUCGCGAAACCCGCCAGUUCUCGGACAAGCAAGUGUUCGGCACGCCCGAGUACAUCGCGCCGGAGGUGAUCAUGCGGCAAGGCUACGGAAAACCAGUCGACUGGUGGUCCAUGGGCAUCAUCCUCUACGAAUUCGUCGUCGGCUGCGUGCCCUUUUUCGGAGAAACUCCGGAGGAGCUUUUCGCACACGCGGUCAACGACGAUAUCGAGUGGCCGGACGAAAAGGAAUUUCCAAUCCAGUUGGAGACAAAGGACAUCAUCUCGUCUUUGCUGCAGCAAAACCCCAGAGACCGCUUGGGCGUUGGUGGCCCGAACGAGGUCAAGGAGCACCCCUACUUUGACACUCUCAAUUGGAACUCACUGUUGAGGCAGAAGGCAGAGUUUGUGCCCCAGCUGGAACACGAAGAGGACACCAGCUAUUUUGACACUCGUAUGGACCGGUACAACCACGACCUGGACGAGGACACAGAUGAGAUGGAGGAUUCUCCAUUGUUUGGCUCGUUCUCUUCGUGCUCAUCGCGCUACCGCAAAACCCACACGAAAAUGAGCUGGGGAGACGAAGUCGGCGGCACGUCGUCGCACGAGUGCUCGCCCCUCGCCCUGCCACCCACUCCAGACACGGAGGAGGCGCCUCGCCUGCUUGACAAAACCACCGAAUCUUCGCAGACGGAGGAGAGCGACGAAAUCUCGCCUCAGGUGCGCAGGAGGAGGAGGCUGCACUCCAAGGACUCCCUGCCGAGGUUCUCCAUCUCCAUUGAUGACGAAAAGUGCAGUGCGUUCAAUUUUUUCAGUUUCGGAGAAAGAAAGUCGUUGCCAGAGCCGUUGGUGCACCAGCUGGAGCGAAGCCAGAGCACGAUCGACGCGCCGACCGGCUUCCACGGGCCGCACCACAUCAUGGCGCCGCGCGCCGUCAUCAAAUCGGCAUCGGCCACCGGGCUCAGCCUGAUGAUCCCGGCCGAGGACCUGGCUCCCCUGCAAGCGGUGCAGUCGCCAGGCGGCUCGAGCACUUGCAGCUCCAGGGACACGUCGCCCUGCAGGGAACUGUCGCCGCUGGUGACCAGCCUCAAGCCGCCGAUCAUUCUGCGACGCGGGCCGAGAGGCUUCGGCUUCACGGUGCACACCAUCAGGGUCUACUACGGCGACUCGGACUUUUACACCAUGCAACACCUGGUGAUGGCCGUCGACGAAGGCAGUCCGGCGUUCGAGGCCGGACUCAGACCCGGAGAUCUCAUCACACACAUCAACGGUGAACCCGUGCAGGGUCUGUAUCACACGCACGUGCUGCACCUGCUGGUGUCUGGUGGAGACAGGGUGACUCUGCGCGCCACCCCGCUGGAGAACACCUCCAUCAAGACCGGAGGCAGAAAGCGCGAGCCGUGGCAAGGAAAGCUGGCGAAGAAAUCUCUGCACAGACACAGGAAGCAAAAGAGAGAGUCGCACCAGGACAAGCGGCGCAAGACGUCUCUCUUCAAGAGAAUAAGCAGCAAGAGAGCCAGCGUUGAGAUGCAGCAGCCAUUGCUUAUAUCUGCACCAAUUGUUGUUACCUCUGACACACUACCCCCAUUUUUGAUUGCCGCGGGAGUGUCCUCCCCGAUGACGCCGAGCCGCAGUUUCCAGUCUUUCACGCGGGGGAUGAACGAGAGCCUGCCGUCGACGCCGUCCAUCAAGCCGGCACCGCGUUCUCCUCCGACGGGCCGCUUCUUCGCGUCGCCCGAGUCUCCGUCGACGUCGUCGCAGUCGUCGUCGCCGGGCUCUCUGUCGCCGAUCACGCCGCCGACGCCGGCCACCGUGCUGACGUCGUCGCACUACCAGCGGCCGUCGACCCUGCACGGCCUCAAGCACAAACUGCACUCGGCGGCCAAGAGCCUGCACUCGCCCGGCCGCCGCAAGUCGGUCGGCCACAUUCCCCUCUCGCCGCUGGCAAGGACGCCGUCGCCCUCGCCGCUGCCGGCGUCGCCGACGCGCAGCCCCUCGCCGCUCGCCUUCCCCACGGGUCACCAGCCCGGCAGCUCCAACACCACGCAGUCCUACAGCCCUGGCGCCACCACCCUCACGCCCACUCCGCACUGCAAGAAGUUCGCGUCGCGCCCCAAGAGCGCCGAACCGGGCUCGCCGCUGCUCCGAAGAGCCCUCUCCCCGGACCGCCUCCACCCCCGCAGCGCCGAGAAUAAGAAUAAGGGAGGAAUUUCGCCGCUGUGCAAAGCCACGGUGGCGAAGGCAGGCCUGAAGCAGGGCAGUCCGCCGGUGAGUGAGCUGCUGUCGUGCAAGCCGCCACCGGUGGCGCGCGAGCUGCUGCCAGACAAAGUGCAGCCGAAGGAGCUGCCGUCGAUCGGGCCGCUGCCCCGCAUCGCCGAGGAGAAGGACUCGCCGACGGGGUCGCGCGAGGACCAGGGCCUGCUGCAGGCGGCCAUCGACAUGGAGAAGCGGGGUCUGACGCGGCGCAGCAGCAACAAAGCGCCGGCGCCGCAGCCCAAGCCGCCGCGGCCCCACAGCAGCCCGGGGCCGCCCGACGCCCAGCGGCCGACCCGAAACAGAAAAGACAGUGAGAGUCCCAAAGGGCGGGACAACAAGGGCGCCGUGCCCAAGAAGGCCCAUUGAUCCAUUAAGCCAGCUGUGUUACGCGGUUAGAUUUAAUAUUACAUUAAAAAAGUGAGUGGCAUGGAUGCGCGCACCUCCAUGUUUUGGUUAAUACAUUUUUCAUUGUUCCUCUCGUCCUUUCGCUUCUUUCUAAUUUUAUCUAAAAAUCCUUCUUGGGGAUUCAAGGCGUCACGUCGUACAUAUUGUUAAAUAUGAUAAGGUGAGAAUUUUUAUUUUUCCGUUUAAGGCCAAGGGUUGAUAUCUCUUUUUAUUUCAAACUGCGUAAAGUCAGCAGGAUGUACAUUGGAUUGUAACUAAAAAAUGUGAUUUUGAAACAAAAUUCUCUCGUCAGAUUUGAAAUUUGCUGCUGAGGAUGUUUCAGUCAGAGAAAAAACAAAAA